Patella vulgata (common limpet) is the source of this 4281-nucleotide messenger RNA. RefSeq names its product monocarboxylate transporter 9. Lineage: Eukaryota; Metazoa; Mollusca; Gastropoda; Patellidae. Gene Ontology annotation, biological process: transmembrane transport; monocarboxylic acid transport. The transcript is spliced from 5 exons. The record is from RefSeq and is a predicted model, not a curated record. Bases 85 to 1467 code for a protein of 460 amino acids. Gene Ontology annotation, molecular function: monocarboxylic acid transmembrane transporter activity.
AUAUAAAAUAUUUAUGAUCGGGUCUACUUGUUAUCAAUAACUGAGAAGUUGCCGACAGGAACAGUUGUAGUUUAUAUGGUAUAGAUGAAAGAAGAUAAGAAGACCAUGACAAAAACUGAACCAUGGGCAUGGGUUGUCCUCGCAGCAUCAAUAUGUGCCCUUUUUUUCAACACAGCACUGAAUUUUACUGUUGGAGUUUUACAUAUAGCUUUUUUGGAGAGAUUUCCCGAUGUGGAUGUUUCAACCAUUUCAUGGCUUGGUGCACUCUUCUCAUGUAUGUUUGCACUAGCAGGUAUUAUAGCUAGCAACGUUAUCAGUGUGUUUAACAGUAGAACAUGUGUUAUGUUAAGUGGAGUUGUUACUUUGGUUGGUUUUACUUUAAGUAGAUUUGUCACCGACAUAAAAUAUCUAUUCAUAACCUACAGUUUUAUAGCAGGAAGUGGACAAGCUCUGUGUUUUGCUGGAACCUUGGUAUCGUUGGGCUACCAUUUUAUGGACAAAACAAGCAUGGCUACAGGAAUAGCUGUUGGGGGAUGUGGACUGAGUUCCUUUAUUUUUCCACCUUUCACACAAUAUCUGAUUGACACAUAUGGAUUAGAUGGGACCUUUUUGAUGCUUGGUGCGCUUGGUUUUCAGAGCUCAGUUUUUGGGGCUCUUAUGAAACCGACGAAAUAUGAACUGCGUCUCAAAGCAGUAUCUUGUCGUAGCCGACAAAGAACUCUGGAAACUGAAAAAGUGUCUACAGUUUGGCAGGAUCGGUUCAAUUUUUUUCAGUCUGUUCCAUAUUGGCUGUUUCUGGUCAGUUCUACGUCAUUUAGUAUGGCUGUGUCUACUGUUUACUUAUUCAUGCCGGAAUAUUUCAAACUUCUGGGUUCUACAUCCCAAGAAGCUGCAUUUCUUUUAUCUAUUGCUGGUGUGACUGGAACAAUAUCUCGUGUAUUGUUAGGAAUCUUAGCCUCAUCCGUCGGAGUUAGUAUCAUUUUUGGGGGAAUGUUUGGAAUAAUUGGUGUAGUGACAUUUUUUAUAAAGUUUAUGUCCUCGCUAGGUGGUAAAAUAUCUUAUACAGCAUUCCUUGGAUUUUAUACGGGUGCCUGCUGGUCAUUGCAAUAUACUCUACUGGUUGAGAUUAACGGACUUAAUAAUAUAUCUACUGCUUAUGGUGUGCUGAUGUUCUGUAGUGGUGUGGGGUAUUUAUUUGGACCUCCCGUGGCUGAAAUGAUGGCAGUUCGUUAUCAAAGUACCUACGUCAUAUUCGCUUUUGCGGGGGUGUGUUUUGUGAUAGCUUCAGUAACAGGCCUACUGAUUAACGUUACAACGAAGAAGCAUAAUAUACUAGAAGUUAAAGAAUCAGAAAUAGGUGAAACGGAUCAGAAAUAUUUUGAAUCGAAUGAAAAGGAAGCAUUCUUUGGCAUAAAUACAGAAACGUCGGUUAUUCUGGAGGUCGGAGACGAUAUAUUGAAUGAUUAAAGUGGAGUUAGUCAGCAUCAAUAACGGGCAGCAAACUAUCCAUAUUCUAUUGUUUGUUUAGUAUAAAGUCAGAUAUAGGUGAAAGGCUCUCGCAAUAGGAAGCUAUUUAAUAUCAUUUUUUAUACGCCCACAUUUUCAUGUGGACGUAUUAUGCCGUCGCCCCUGUCCGUCCGGACGUCCGUCUGUCUGUCGGUCCGUCCGUCCGUCCGUCCACAAUUGUUUGUGGACUCUCUACAGGUCACAAUUCUUAUCCGAUUUUGACGAAACUUGAAAUAUGGGUUUAUCCCCAAAAGAUCUUGGCUGCUUUCGAUAUUGGCAUGUAUCGGAUCGAAACUUCAUGGAUUAUGGCCCCUGUUUGUACGAAAAAUCACGUUUUUAGCUUGUGGACCCUAUAGAGGUCACAAUUUUUAUCCGAUUUUGUUGAAACUUGAAAUGUAAGUUUAUAACCCAAAGAUCUCGGUUCCUUUCGAUAUUCGCGCAUAUCGGACCAUAACUUCCUGAAUAAUGGCCCCUGAUUGUACAAAAAAUCGCGUUUUUAGCUUGUGGACCCUAUAGAAGUCAUAAUUUUUAUCCGAUUUAAAAAACCGUAUUAUAAUAUCACCGUUACACCCUAAGGAUGGCUAGGUUCGAAUUUUGUGAAAAUCGGCCUAAAAUUGACAGACAAAAUCGCCGCCGUUCGUUCUCAAAUAGCGUAAAAAUAUGGUAUAUCAAGUUUGUGGACCCUAUAGAGGUCACAAUUUUUAUCCGAUUUUGUUGAAACUUGAAAUGUAAGUUUUGUAACCCAAAGAUCUCGGUUCCUUUCGAUAUUCGCGCAUAUCGGACCGUAACUUCCUGAAUUAUGGCCCCUAAUUUUACGAAAAAUCGCGUUUUUAGCUUGUGGACCCUAUAGAGGUCAUAAUUUUUAUCUGAUUUAAAAAACGUAUUAUUAUAUCACCGUUACACCCUAAGAAGAACUGAGUUCGAAUUUCGUGAAAAUCGGCCCAAAAUUGUCAGACAAAAUGGCUGCCGUUCGUUCUCAAAUAGCGUAAAAAUAUGGUAUAUCAAGGUUGUGGACCCUAUGGAUAGAGGUCGCAAUUUUUAUCCGAUUUUGUUGAAACUUGAAAUGUAAGUUUAUAACACAAAGAUCUCAGUUCCUUUCGAUAUUCGCGCAUAUCGAAUUGUAAUUUCCUAAAUUAUGGCCCUUGAUUGUAGGAAAUAUCACUUUCUUGUUAGAUUGUUCUCUAUCCAUCUCUCGAAAAUGUGGGCGUAUCCUGCCUGGCAGCCACUGGUUUUAAUAAUAAAAAGGAAUGCAAACUUUCAAUUUCAAUUGGGGGUUGGGCACAAGUCACUAUAUUUUACUCUGUGUAAAUGUCUGAUUAACUAUGUCUAAAUAUUUGCCUAAGUUAUAGGGGCAAGUGAUCGCCAUUGUAUGAAAUACGAGCAGUGAUGAAACAAUCCAGAUACAAAAUUACCCUUGUGAUUUUGCUGUCUCUUGAAGGUCGGAUUAUAAUGUAUGACGUUUGUACCCAUUUUCUAAGGUAUAAAGUUUUAGUAGGUUAGUGGAGCAGCAUUUUGAGUUUUGUUAAGGAAAUGUACGUAUCAACUGAUUUAUUGUUAAAGGCACUAAUGUUCAUAUAUAUCUGAAAAGUAAAACAAUUGAACUAUUUUAAUGAAAUGUUGAGGUUCUCUACCUACCGUAAUUAUAAUUCACACCCAAGUAAAAACUUUAGAAAAUUUAUUAUAACUUGUGGAUGUUACACCCUAUUUCUUUUUGGUUGAAACUAUUUAAAUGGGAUAAGUUAAUUUUUCGGUUUUGCUUAUGUAUUUAUAUUGCUAAAAUGAUUUGAAUAGAAUUUAAAUUCAGUCAAGAAGAAAGGGGUGAAAUGGAAAUUAACAAGUCUGUCUUUCCGUUUUAUGGAAGGAAACUUGUCAUUUAAAUCUUAAAAAUGUCAAAUUGUUUCCGUAGAAAAAGGAGUCACUGCCGUAUGCUCGUAUCGAACAUCCGUGAACCUACAGGAAAUAUAGACACUCAAUUUAUUUUACAUAUUUAUAUUGUUACGGUUUAUUAUUUUAAUGAAAUAACUAUAUUAGUUGUUUCGCUGUGCGCAGAUUGUAUGAUUAAAGCGGCAUAGCUAAUUUUGUGAUUGAAUGUAGUUAUAAAUGAAUAAAAAAAUAUUAAUUGUUUUAUAUACUUGAUACUGCCUGAAUGCAACCAGUCUAAUUGAAACGGUGUUAUUUUCGUUCCGUUUACUUUGACGUUAAAUAUAACGCAGAGCGCAGAUAACAACAACCGAGAAAUAAAAAGGAAAGAAACGUCUAUUUAAAAGAGCUAAACGGCUAAUAUUUGGAGACCUAGAAAUUGACAGAAACGAGUCGCAACGCAUAUAAUAAUGCAAAAUAUGAAUGUAUAAACUGAUUUACAUUCAAUCGUUUCUGUUUUUACUCUAAUUUCAAAUCAGUUAUUUUCGGCAAAAUACGUCAGAAGACCCAAUCGAAUGGCAAUCUUUAGCGUCCGGUUAUACCUGUCUACACCGAAGGUAUUUAUUGCGCAUGACUUGUGGAAUAUGUCUAGUCUUGUUCUUCAAGUCCAUUGUUACAAAUGGCGCUGAAACGCAUUCUGGCGAUUCGUGAACCAAUGGCAAAAUGUGUAUUUUGUAUUAAAUAUCGGAUAUCAGAAGCCCAUCCUUUCCCGGUAAUAUCACAAAAUCAAUGUUGAUUUAAAUUGACAAAUAAUUCGUGUUUUCAAUGUCGAAGACCUUGAUCAUAUUGAGUUCGAGACUUAGCUACUUUAAUUUGCGUUAGACUGAGUAUCCGUACACAUUUUUUGGGUUCAUU